Molecule: messenger RNA, 1638 nt
Organism: Colletotrichum lupini
Lineage: Eukaryota; Fungi; Ascomycota; Sordariomycetes; Glomerellales; Glomerellaceae
Exons: 4
Coding region: 1-1638 (545 amino acids)
Source: RefSeq, a predicted model, not a curated record
AUGGUCAAAUUCACAUCAGGUUGGACCAACCCGAAGAGAUGCCUCGCAAGGGGAGUCAAAAGGUUAAGACAGGAUGCAUUACUUGCAAAGUCCGCAAAGUCAAGUGCGACGAAACCAAACCAAGCUGUUCUCGGUCUCACUUCCGAAGGAGUGGCUUCCCUGUCUCAGCCACAUGUUGUUUUCCCAAGUACAACGGCCAAGGAGGGCCGCGCUUUGCAGUACUUUUGCGAGGUUGUUGGGCCAGCCAUGUCUGGUACUUCAGACCCCUACUUUUGGACACACCUUGUCAUGCAGCUCGGAGCCAAUGAGGCCGCGGUUAAGCACGCUCUUGUCGCGAUAAGUGGUCUCUUUGAGCAAGUUGACGAAUUGCAGCAAGAGGUCACCGCGGGCCAGCGACUCGUCCACCAGAGACAGGCAUUGCACCACUACAAUGCAGCAAUUCGGGAACUCAAGACCGAGGACUUGAAAGAAAAGCAGAUUGUUGUACUUGUGGUCUGCCUUCUAUUCAUCUGCAUUGAGGCCUUACGGUCAGAUGUGCAGUCAGCUGUACGCCACGGUCGACACGGGAUCGAAAUCUUGAAAGCCGCCUUACCUAACAGCGGGUGGAUCAAAGAUCACCUGCUGCCCAUUUUUCGCCGUUUGAGCGUGUCCGCCUUUUACUUCAGCGAUAAUGACGGCACGUUCCUUGACAUGCCCGAAUUGUGGGAGCCUGCCCCAUGCUCUUUUUCAACAGCGUAUGAUGCUCAGCACAUGUUUGACAUCAUCAUCGCCCGGAUAUCACACCUAACGCUCGUCAUUGCCGAGACGGGACAAAAAACAGAUGUGGAGCGAGAGGGGACCAAAACACAACCCCCUUAUUCUGACGAUCACCGGGCCGAACAAGCUAUUGUCAAGGAUCUUCUGGAGAAGUGGCUGUAUAUGUUUGCCCAGCUCAUCGCCAAGAUACAUCAUAUAGAUGCGAGCGGGAAACGCUUGAGUUCCCAAGAGCAGUACCAGAAGAAGAAGAUGCAAGUAUUCAUGCUGACUCGCUACGAGGCCGCUCGAAUAUGGAUCGAGAUGGCAUUUGACGGAGACACCCCAAAAGCCAGAGACAGGUUCCUCCCUAAUUUUCAAAGAGUGCUCAAGCAACUUCAAUGGCUCCAGUCUCAGAUGCCACCGGAUGUUCAGGCUGCCACCGGAAAGCAGUCGCCGCAGUUCAUGUUCGAAAUGGGAUUCACCGCCAUCAUCUUCUACUUUGUGUCCGCAUGUCCUUACCCCGAAAUUAGGCUCGAAUUCUUAAGAUUUAUGCAGCUUUUUGGACUUCCGAGAGAGAACCUCUGGGAUCGAGACGUUCUGAUGGCCGCAGGAAGAAAGAUUAUCGAAGAUGAGAAUGGUAUCAAGUUGGAAGACUGUGAGCGGUCGCUAACGUUGCCCUCGAGUCCCGGCCUUCUCAUUGAUCUUGCGACGCCAGGGUCAUCGACAUCUACACAUCCAACCAUACAUCUAUCAGAUUUCUCCUUACCACCAGCGGAUUUUGACGAUCUCGUUGACGAUUCUUCCACGUUUGUCUUUAACAAGACAUUGAAAUCACAUCCCUGGUGCUCUAUGCCGUGGAGCAUUCAGAUAGGCCCACGAGAAACUUCGAAAAUGAAUCAAUAA